CACAGGGCUGUGUUUGCAGUAUCGCUUCUGUCUGCUUUGCUCCUCCACGAAACAAAAUGCGAUAUGAGGAGUGAUUUACUCCUUCAACUUAAAUCCAUAACUGGGGCUUGUCCAAAGACCAAAUGCCUGUUCAUUUCAUGGAGUCAUAGAAUCAUUAAGGUUGGAAAGACCACUAAGGUCAUUGAGUCCAAGCACCCCAUGCCCAGGCCGCUGUGUAUGGCAGCCCCAGGCCAUGCGGUGGUGUGAGGUCUGUGGUGCCGGGUGCCGAUGUGGGGCUGCAUCAGUGCUAACGCUCUCCCUGUGUGCCAAGGAGAACCCACUCGUGUCCUUGGGACACCAAGGCUGCUCCCAGGUGGUGACAGCUUCCCUCCUCAGCCACAGGGCAGAAAUUCCUCUGUUUCAUCCAGUUCUGACAGGCCUUUGUUUUUCAAUCUGCAAAGAGUUUUUAAACAGGAGCGUGUUCUGCACGAGGGAGUCCAACCCUCACUGCGGCACGGAUGGCGUGACGUACGGCAACAAGUGCGCCUUCUGCAAGGCCGUGCUGAGGAGUGGAGGGAAGAUACGGUUGAAGCACAUGGGGAAGUGCUGAGCCUGAGCACCAAGCACUGAUCCUCGUCGGUCACAGGCACAGGAGCCUGGGCACGGCAGCAGCUGUCCUUGUCUCUGCCAUCUCUGCUCAAUAAAAUAGAACUCAGCACAACUCUUUGGCUGGAUUCCUU
Numida meleagris (helmeted guineafowl) is the source of this 719-nucleotide messenger RNA. Its product is annotated as serine protease inhibitor Kazal-type 6-like. Gene Ontology annotation, molecular function: protein binding. The transcript is spliced from 3 exons. The record is from RefSeq and is a predicted model, not a curated record. Bases 233 to 589 code for a protein of 118 amino acids. Lineage: Eukaryota; Metazoa; Chordata; Aves; Galliformes; Numididae.